Molecule: messenger RNA, 1527 nt
Organism: Hirsutella rhossiliensis
Lineage: Eukaryota; Fungi; Ascomycota; Sordariomycetes; Hypocreales; Ophiocordycipitaceae
Product: major facilitator superfamily domain-containing protein
Exons: 4
Coding region: 1-1527 (508 amino acids)
Biological process (GO): transmembrane transport
Cellular component (GO): membrane
Molecular function (GO): transmembrane transporter activity
Source: RefSeq, a predicted model, not a curated record
AUGGAGCCGCCAUGUCGCAACAACAGUAUCGAGGAAGAGGCCUCUCCGCUCCUGUCCGGCCACCAACGAAUCCAAAACGGCUGCCCCGCCGAAGAAAACGAAGCCAACCGAGGCUCGCUUCCGAGGGUUUUCCACAGGGUGACGGUGCUGCUGACGGCCGUCCUCUUCGUCAUAACCAUGGGAAGCGGCCUCCUCGCCAUCCCAACGCUCCGUGUCCUUGAGGACAUCAUCUGCCAGCGCCAGCUUCGCGUCGGCGCAUUGAGCGGCCAUGUCGGCGAGAAUGAGUGCAAGGGCGACGCUGUCCAGGCAGAGCUGUCCUUUGUUGUCGGGAUCCAGUCCAUGGUGGAGGCUAUUCCGAGCCUUUUUCUCGCAGUUCCAUACGGACUCCUUGCCGAUAGAAUUGGCCGCCGACCAGUCCUUGCCCUGUCUAUCGCGGGCAUGAACAUUGCCCUAGUGUGGAUGAUGAUGGCCAUGCGACUGGGCAACAUUCUUCCCAUCUGGACCAUCUGGACAUCUGCUGCCUGGCAGAUUGUCGGCGGCGGGAGCAGCGUCAUGAUCUCCAUGGUUUAUUCCAUGAUUGCAGAUGUCGAGACGGCUGACACUCGGGCCAACGCGUUCUACAUGGUCAUUGUCGGCGGUCUCUUCGCCAACCUGAUAGCCGUGCCUGUCUCGGCGCAGCUGAUGCAGCACUCUCCUUGGAUACCCCUUCUGGGUGGCCUUGGUCUGGUCGUCGCCGGCUGUGCAGGCGUUGCCUUUGUGCCCGAGACGCUCCGCGCAGCCAAGAACCCUUGUUCGAUUCCCGAUGAAUGCGAUGGCGAGACAGAUAGGAGCCAUGGGUCCUUCAUAGGCGGCGUCAAGCGGCACCUGUCCCGGACCAUGGCGGAGCUCAGGAGCUCAACCGCCAUGCUGCGCUCCGGCGCCAUCGUCGCCCUCGUCUUCACCUUUUGCGUUCAGGGCUUCACCGAAAGUGCUGCUAGCUUUACCGUCCAAUACCUAAGCAAGCGGUUCCACUGGCCGCUGUCGCGUGCCGGAAUGCUCUUCUCGGUCGGGACCUUGAUCAACAUCUUACUCCAUCUCGUCAUUCUCCCUGGAUGCUCGUGGAUUAUGGUUUCGCCACGUUUCAUGUUCAGAUGUCGUCCGGAGACCAAAGACGUCAUGCUCGCACGAUCAUCGGCACUGCUUCUAGUUCUCGGAUCGUUCCUGCUGGCGUGGCCAUCUCUACCCGCCGUGGUCUCUGGUCUAGUCAUCUUCACCUUGGGCUCAGGCUUCCAGUCCCUCUGCAGAGCUCUCGUCACAACUCUCAUCGACUCGGAGCACACGGCACGGCUCUACACGCUCAUCGGCGUGGUCCUGGCCUUCAGCUCACUCGCUUCAGGCCCGGUCAUUGCGUGGCUGUUUAGCAAAGGCUUGCAACUGGGGGGAUACUGGAUUGGCCUGCCGUAUUUUGGCGUCACUCUUCUCUGCUGCAUCGCCGCUCUGGCAGUCUUUGUUGCACGCCUGCCGCCGCUCCCAGCGGUCGCAGAGUGA